AGGGACGUGAUCGCAAGCCUUGCUCGUGCACACACACACCCUCUCACGCGUGUAUGGUGAUGGAGGCAGAGCAGAGGGGCGUGUGAGACUGCAGCAGCAUCCUUGCUUUCCGUUUUAACGCGUGCAGAGCGAUCUUUUCCUCUUGCGCUCCAAAAAGCUGAAGCCGGCAUGUUUUGCUUCUGCCUGCAGGGCUCGUUGAUGAAGCUCCAGACGCUGGACGGAGACUCCAGUCCUUCCUCAGACCCCUCUCCCGAAGAAAGUCCACCCAUCCUGGGAUUUAAAGAUGAAAUCCUGCUUCCUUCGUGCAAUGGCGUUGGGGACCAGCACAGCUCACCUGACUGUAGGCUGGCAGAGGGUGACUGUAGCGCUGAUCUCCAGCAGAGCCCGGGGCCCAGUCGACUCAUCCAGCACAUCACAGACGACAACAGCCCCCUGCCCUCCCCGCGCUGCUCCAGCCUCAGCCAGAGCCAACGCUUCAACACAGACCCAGAAUCUGCCCCGUCUCCACCCUGCACACAGCACCUCAUCAUGGCUCGUGGUCUUCUUAGAGCAGAGGUUUCUGGAGACGCUAAAGACGCUGCUUCCAUCACACUCCUCACCAAACACAUCCAAACCCUCAAGAGGAAAAUACGCAAGUUUGAGGAACACUUUGAGCAGGAGAUGCACUAUAAGCCUUCACAUAAUGAUAAAUCAGCCAAUCCAGAGAUGCUGAGACUCAUGAGUGAACUAGCCAGAUCACGCAAGCAGCUCAAAGAUCUGAAGUUGAGGCAGUCAGUGGAGGAGUCGCGGCGUCCUGAAAACAUCCCAACCACAGACAUCUGCAGGUACACCAGCAUCCAGCAGGAGGCACCAGAACACCACCAGCAGCAGCAGCAGCAGCAGCACAAACCCUGUUUGGAGGAGACGGUGGACGCUUUACUCAAACGACUGCGGGACAAACGCCAGGCUCUCGGCCUCCCAGACAACAUGAAGGAGAUGACCCAAAGACAGAUGGCCCUGGAGAAGAUCACGCUGCAGAAAUGCCUGCUGUAUUUUGAGAGCUUGCACGGCAGACCGGGCACCAAACAAGAGAGAAACCUGGUGAAACCGCUGUAUGAUAGAUAUCAGAUGGUGAAACAUCUCCUGUGUGCAAUUCCUACUAUUACUACUAUAGAAGAAGAAGAAGGCUCAGAUGAUGACUCUGUGCGCUACACUCCUCCGCCAAUGUAUCUCACUGAUAAGAGUGGCUGUGGGGAAGAGGAGGGCGACAGUGACACGGCCUUUGUUUCUCCACUGGAUGAGAUCAAGACCGUCAGACAUUCUGCCAUGACCAUGUCCAACCUCCACGAGGCCUCCAGGUCUGAGUUGCUGGAGUGUUUGCGUGAGACUCGAGCCGAGAAGAGAAGACGACGUAAAGCCAUCAGAGAGUUUGAAGAGCAGUUCGUCAGACAGAUGGGAAGAACCGCUCAAAAAGAUGACCGUAUCCCUAUGGCUGAGGAGUACCAGGAGUACAAAAGUCUCAAAGCCAAAUUACGCUUACUGGAAGUGUUGCUGAGCAAACAGGAAACCACAUAAGACUAACUGAGUU
Messenger RNA from Danio aesculapii, 1567 nucleotides. RefSeq names its product family with sequence similarity 13 member C (gene fam13c). NCBI's taxonomy places the organism in Eukaryota, Metazoa, Chordata, Actinopteri, Cypriniformes, Danionidae. Bases 169 to 1554 code for a protein of 461 amino acids. The record is from RefSeq and is a predicted model, not a curated record. The transcript is spliced from 10 exons.